AUGAGCUCCCGUGCUUCUGAAGAUCACAGAGAUUCCAAGAAGCCGUGUGUGUUUGAGCCCUAUAAGAAACAUAAAAAGAUAGGCAAAUGUCUAAUCAUCAAUAAUGAGCACUUUUUCGGAUCUCCAAAUUUGCAAAGAGUGGGCGGUUCAACAGAUGAAAAUCUACUGUACAGUACGUUCCAAUCAUUGGGCUUUCAUGUACAAGUGGAAAAAAACCUGACAGCUGGUCAAAUGGUUGACGCACUGACAAAAGUGUCCAAGGAUAACCACACAGACAUGUCUUGCUUUGUGUGUGUACUGAUGAGCCAUGGAGCGGAAGGAACCAUUCUUGGAUCGGAUCAGAAUUUGGUCCCUAUCAAAACUCUAACCUCUACCUUGACCUCUGAUCUCUGCCCUAGUCUGCAGGGCAAGCCGAAACUCUUCUUCCUACAGGCCUGCAGGGGGAAGGAAGAUGACCCUGUUGUUGAGACAGACUAUCCAGAGGGGGAUUAUGUCAUUAUGUCAGAUGUUCCGGAGGUGGAUUUUCUGUGCUGUUAUUCAACAGUGGAAGGGUAUUUCUCAUGGAGAAAUCCAGAUACGGGUUCAGUAUUUAUCCGUCAGCUUUGCAAGAUGUUAAUGGACAGUCAUUUAGAGAUCAUUCAGAUUCUGAUGAGAGUAAACCAACAUGUGGCUAAUUACUUCAAGUCUUACACCACAGAACUGGAAACGCAUGGGAAGAAACAAAUGCAAUGCAUAACCUCCAGACUUACCAAGGAUUUUUACCUUCAUGCAUGUCAAAAAAAAUAAAUUGUAAUGGACCAUCAUGACGCAUUUCCGCAUUAUUUAGAAACAUAAAUCUAGAUUUAAAAAAAAAAAAAUAUAUAUAUAUUUUGAUAUUUUGUUUUUAUUAUUUAAUAUACAUUUCAAACAUUAUCCUUUGUAUUAUAUUACCCUGGAUGUGUUUUCUAAUACAGCUGCUGAGAGAGUAAAUGCACAUUUCCCAUCUUCUUUCUUCUGACUGUCGUAACCCAUCACGUUAAAUUUUUUUAAAGCUGUGGAAACAUCAUAGUGGCUUUUUUCAUUUGAUCUUGGUGCAAAAUUAUAUUUGGCAUGGUUUCCAAUUUACUCCCAUUCACCGAUAUAUCAAAGUCCACGUUCUAAAACACAGAAGUCUGUUGCAUACAGUGGACAAGAUGUUUUUUUCAAUAAUUGUUUUGAUUUAGAAACAUAAUAAGGUUCCAAGAAUAGCAAGGAAGCUAUAUCCAAUUAGCACUACUAUGAGUGAUAAUAAUCCUGUUUUUAUUAUUAUUACUAUUAGAAUAAAUUAUAAUAACUAUGUUAUAAUGCAUUAAUAAUAAUAAAAUACUGGUAGAAUUCAGAAUUUACUCUGUCUUUGGGUCAAAUUGUAUUCUCUCAGAAUAGAGCAUGUUUUGUUGCAUUUAAAAAUGAUUUUCUAA
Xyrauchen texanus (razorback sucker) is the source of this 1436-nucleotide messenger RNA. RefSeq names its product caspase-3-like. The transcript has 6 exons. Lineage: Eukaryota; Metazoa; Chordata; Actinopteri; Cypriniformes; Catostomidae. The record is from RefSeq and is a predicted model, not a curated record. Gene Ontology annotation, molecular function: cysteine-type endopeptidase activity. The coding region runs from base 1 to 786 and encodes 261 amino acids. Gene Ontology annotation, biological process: proteolysis.